UUUUUCAAACAACUAAUAACUGUGUUAUUUUAAAGAUUUAUGUAUUCAAACCUACUGGAAUAUAAAUUUGGAAAUUGCGUGAUAUAUUUGACAAUACAAUCGUUUGAUCUUGCCGAAAAACAGUUGGACCAAUUUGUUUUUUAAAUAAUUUAGUUUAGGGCCACCUGGUAUGGCUUUAACACACUUAAGGUCGCUACAGUCCAUCCACCGUCGGUUAAGCACUUAUUGGUUGCCAUGGAGACAGGCCACACCCAACUGCCGCGCCUACAGCACGACUUUUGACCCACGUAACUGGGACUAUGAGACUGAGAAGAAGAGCUACAGUCUCAUUGCUCCGCAGUAUUACAACUUUGCUAGAGAUGUGAUAGAUUCCUGGGCACAAAAGGAAAAGGCUGGUUUGAGGGGAGACAAUCCUGCUCUAUGGUGGAUUAAUGACAAGGGGCAAGAACUCAAGUGGUCUUACCAGGAGGUUGCAUACCAGUCUAAGCUGGUAGCUAAUGUAUUGACGGGUCCUUGUGGGCUAAAGCCGAAUGACAUAGUUAUAGUGGUGCUGCCUCGUAUACCUCAGUGGUGGGCCAUCAACGUAGGGGCAAUACGAUCUGGGGUGAUACUGAGUCCCGGGACAACCCUGCUGCGCCCCAGUGACCUCCAGUAUCGACUGAAUGCCGCCGAAGCAAAGUGCAUAAUCACAAAUGCUGACUGUGCUGACCAUGUGGAUCAGGUUGUAGACAAAUGCCCUUUGUUAAAGACCAAAGUUAUCGUUGGUGAAAAAAGGGCUGGAUGGCUUAACUAUGAAGAACUGCUACAGAAAAGUACAGACAAUUUUGAGUGCGUCAACUCAUUAGCCACAUACCCUAUGACAGUGUUCUUCACCAGUGGUACAACGGGGUCCCCCAAGAUGACCGAACACACCCACAGUAGCUAUGGCCUCGGGCACAUCAUUACUGCCAAGUAUUUCCUGUCUCUGCAGCCCAGUGAUGUAAUGUGGAACUUGUCAGACACGGGCUGGGCUAAGUGUGCCUGGAGCUCUCUAUUUGCCCCCUGGAUCGCCGGGGCAACAGUGUUUGUACAAGACUCGCCCAGAUUUGACCCUCAGGAUGCAGUCAAGAAUCCUGAAAUGCUGGAAGAAUGGUAUGAGGGAACCGGUCUCAAACUGCUCGAGGGGUACGGACAGACAGAAACAACUUUCCUGUGUGGGACAUACAACAGUAUAAAACAGAAGCCAGGCUCCAUGGGCAAGGCCGCCCCAGGGGUAGAUGUGCAGGUUGUGGAUGAUCAUGGUGUGAUUCUACCUCCUGGAAAGGAGGGCAAUAUUGGGGUCAGGAUGAAACCCCACAGGCCGGUCGGGCUCUUCUCAAGGUAUAUUAAUAACGAGUCCCGCACGAAGUCAGUGUUCGUCGGAGAUUUCUACCUGACGGGGGACAGGGCUAAGAUGGAUGAAGAGGGCUAUAUCUGGUUUAUAGGUCGUGCAGAUGAUGUCAUUCUCAGCUCAGGGUACCGUAUAGGGCCGUUUGAGGUUGAGAGUGCCCUGAUGGAGCAUCCAGCAGUUUUGGAGUCAGCAGUAGUUAGCUCCCCUGAUCAGACAUGGGGAGAGGUUGUGAAGGCGUUUGUCACUCUGACGGAUGAUUAUAAGGACAGCAAUCGAGAGGCAUUGGUCACCGAACUUCAGGAACACACUAAAAAUGUCACUGCACCUUACAAAUACCCCCGCAAGAUACAGUUUGUGGACACAUUACCAAAGAAUGUGAACGGAAAGAUAUGCCGUGUGGAUCUUCGCAAUAAGGAAUGGGAUCGGCAAACCGCGGAUUAGAGACUUGAGCUGCCGUGAUCUCCUUAAAAGGCAUCAUUGGUGGUUAAUUAAAGCAACAAUUAUCCAGAUAAAAAAGGAUGGACAUAAUUCCUUCUUAUUUUUUGAUAAGAGUGAUGAUUUUUGUUAUAAGUCAUAUUUAGGUCAUCUACCUAAGAGAUUUUUUUUAUCUAAAUACAUAAACAGUGUUUAUUCAGAAAUUUGAUUAAAAUGCUCGUACCAUGUGCCAUACAUGUAUAUUACAUUGUAGAAGUUCCCGAUGUAUUUUAGGAACAAAUAAUAGUUUUUAGUUUUAAUUUUGUAAAUGUAUUUUUAUGUAUUUUUUCCUGUGUGGGAUGAUUGUUCAGAAUGAAAUGUUUUAUAUUUACUUGUAUUUUAAUGAUGCUAUCAUUCUUGCAUACCGGAAGUGUGUUUCCGGUCAU
Mya arenaria is the source of this 2229-nucleotide messenger RNA. Its product is annotated as acyl-coenzyme A synthetase ACSM3, mitochondrial-like. The transcript has 16 exons. NCBI's taxonomy places the organism in Eukaryota, Metazoa, Mollusca, Bivalvia, Myida, Myidae. The record is from RefSeq and is a predicted model, not a curated record. Gene Ontology annotation, cellular component: mitochondrial matrix. Bases 170 to 1810 code for a protein of 546 amino acids. Gene Ontology annotation, biological process: acyl-CoA metabolic process; fatty acid biosynthetic process. Gene Ontology annotation, molecular function: fatty-acyl-CoA synthase activity; fatty acid ligase activity.